Messenger RNA from Ambispora gerdemannii, 375 nucleotides. The record is from the annotation of a GenBank genome assembly. NCBI's taxonomy places the organism in Eukaryota, Fungi, Glomeromycota, Glomeromycetes, Archaeosporales, Ambisporaceae.
AUGAAUGGGAUUAUAAAAUCCAUAUGUAAAUUAUUGCCUAUUUACGAAAUCAAUAUUAUACCAGAAAAACUUGUUGAAGUCGAAGUCAAGAAGGAGGAUUUUAUGAAGGGAUUUGCCCAGGCAUCCGUGCAAAUGGAAUCAUCCUUAACGGGACGUAAACGUAAAGCCGAUGAAAUAGACAGCGAACAAGGUGUGGAUAAGGAUGAAGAACCGACGUUUAAGCUAUCAGAACCGGUGACUGUCGUGUAUAAAAGUGAUAAUAUGCAAAUUAUGGUAGAAGAGGUCCUAGGUCAUAUUGUAUGGUUGUUGGAGGCGCAGAGACCGGUGGAAGCGUCACAAGGUGGUGAGCAAUCGAGGGUACUAAAAAAAGCAUAG